This is a messenger RNA of Anisakis simplex (herring worm), 273 nucleotides long. The record is from the annotation of a GenBank genome assembly. Lineage: Eukaryota; Metazoa; Nematoda; Chromadorea; Rhabditida; Anisakidae.
UACGCACGCAACGUAUUCAAACGCGCGCGGCAGGAUCCGAGGUGUAAAUUCCAUGUUUACGUGGCAUCUGCGUUGAUGGAGUAUUAUUGUAGUAAGGAUACGGACGUGGCAAUUCGGGUGUUUGAUAUGGGAUUGAAGAAGUAUGGUGACGAGCCGGAUUACGCAUUGGCUUAUACUGACUUUUUAUCGCAUUUAAAUGAAGAUAACAAUACGCGAGUGGUUUUCGAGAGGAUAUUAACGUCGGGAACGAUGCCGCCGGAGAAAUCGCUGUGA